This is a messenger RNA of Melopsittacus undulatus (budgerigar), 3150 nucleotides long. It is a transcript of the gene MAP3K9, whose product is annotated as mitogen-activated protein kinase kinase kinase 9. NCBI's taxonomy places the organism in Eukaryota, Metazoa, Chordata, Aves, Psittaciformes, Psittaculidae. The record is from RefSeq and is a predicted model, not a curated record. The transcript is spliced from 11 exons. Bases 1 to 3150 code for a protein of 1049 amino acids. Gene Ontology annotation, cellular component: cytoplasm. Gene Ontology annotation, biological process: signal transduction; protein phosphorylation. Gene Ontology annotation, molecular function: protein binding; MAP kinase kinase kinase activity; ATP binding.
AUGGAUCCCCUCACAGAGCUCAGCCAGGAGGGCGCGGGCGGCGGGGAGCCGCCGGGCGACGGGCCGCUCUGGACCGCCGUCUUCGAGUACGAGGCGUGCGGCGAGGACGAGCUGAGCCUGCGGCCGGGGGACGUGGUGCAGGUGCUGUCCCGGGACUCGCACGUGUCCGGUGACGAGGGCUGGUGGACGGGCAAGAUCGACCAGCGCGUCGGCAUCUUCCCCAGCAACUACGUGAGCAGCGGCGUGCAGGGGGGCGGCCCGGAGCUGCGGGCCCGAUAUCCGCCGCCCCCCGCUAUACAGCUCCUGGAGAUCGACUUCUCAGAGCUUGUUCUGGAGGAAAUCAUUGGCAUAGGGGGCUUCGGAAAAGUGUAUCGAGCUGUAUGGAUAGGAGAUGAGGUUGCUGUCAAGGCAGCUCGCUAUGAUCCUGAUGAGGACAUCAGCCAGACCAUUGAGAAUGUCCGCCAAGAGGCCAAGCUCUUUGCAAUGUUAAAGCAUCCCAACAUCAUUGCCCUGAGGGGUGUGUGUUUGAAGGAACCUAAUCUUUGUUUAAUCAUGGAGUUUGCCCGUGGUGGAUCAUUAAAUAGAGUGUUGUCUGGUAAAAGGAUACCUCCUGACAUACUAGUGAACUGGGCUGUACAGAUUGCAAGGGGAAUGAACUACCUGCACGAGGAAGCAAUUGUUCCCAUAAUUCACCGUGACCUGAAGUCCAGCAACAUACUGAUACUCGAAAAGGUGGAAAAUGGAGAUCUGAGCAACAAGAUAUUGAAGAUCACGGAUUUCGGCUUGGCCAGGGAAUGGCAUAAAACUACCAAAAUGAGCGCAGCUGGGACAUAUGCCUGGAUGGCUCCUGAGGUCAUCCGCUCCUCCAUGUUCUCCAAAGGCAGCGAUGUGUGGAGUUACGGUGUGCUGCUUUGGGAGCUGCUAACAGGGGAAGUACCAUUCCGAGGAAUUGAUGGUCUUGCAGUAGCAUAUGGUGUUGCCAUGAAUAAACUUGCCCUUCCAAUCCCUUCCACGUGUCCAGAGCCUUUUGCCAAACUCAUGGAAGAUUGCUGGAACCCUGACCCACACUCACGACCUUCCUUUGCCAGUAUCCUAGACCAUCUCACCGCCAUAGAAGAGUCUGGUUUCUUUGAAAUGCCCAAAGAUUCCUUCCACUCCCUGCAGGAAGACUGGAAACAAGAGAUCCAAGAGAUGUUUGAUCAGCUCAGAGCCAAAGAAAAGGAGCUGCGCACAUGGGAAGAAGAACUGAGUCGUGCUGCUGUUGAACAGAAGAACCAUGAGGAGUUGCUACGAAGGAGGGAACAGGAGCUGGCAGAACGUGAGAUUGACAUCCUGGAAAGGGAGCUCAACAUCAUUAUCCACCAGCUGUGUCAGGAGAAGCCUCGGGUGAAGAAACGCAUGGGGAAAUUCAAGAGGAACCGGCUCAAGUUAAAAGAUGGCAAUCAUAUCAGCCUGCCUUCAGAUUUUCAGCAUAAAUUCACUGUGCAGGCUUCUCCAACGAUGGAUAAAAGGAAAAGCUUGAUCAGUAGCUGCUCCAGCCCUCCUGCAAGUCCUACCAUUAUUCCCAGACUCAGGGCCAUACAGUUGACUCCGGCUGAAAGCAGUAAAACGUGGGGACGAAGCUCAGUCCUUCCAAAGGAGGAAGGAGAGGAAGAAGAGAAGAGAGGCCAGAAGAAAAAGGGACGCACCUGGGGACCAAGCUCGCUUUGUCACAAGGAGCUAGGUGCAGGAGAAGAUGGUCUGAAAGCUCUGGUAGAAGGAUACAAACAGUGGUCAUCCAGUGCACCGAACCUGGGGAAGAUCCAGAGAACUGCUCCUGCUUUUCCAGGUUUCACCAGCUUAGCAGAGAUGGAUGAUGAAGACAGUGAAUGCCUCAAUGGGGAGGGCAAGGUUCACCCUUCACCUGGGCACAAUCAGUCAUACCUCUGCAUCCCAUUUCAGAAGAAUGAAGACUGGGAUGGCCCUUCUAGUGAUGCCAAUGAGGAGUCCACCCCUGUGAACUCUGCUACGAGUACCCCACAGUUGACACCCACCAACAGCCUCAAACGUAGUGGCUCUCACCAGAAGCGAUGUGAGAUUGCAUUGCUUGGCUGUGGAGCAGUGCUGGCUGCUGCAGGCCUGGGUUUUGAUCUAUUAGAAGCAGGGAAGUGUCAGCUGCUGAUCGAGGAGGAGCCAGAGGCACCCAAGGAAGAGAAGAAGAAGCGUGACAGCCUUUUCCAGCGAGCUGGACGCCCGCGCAGGAGCACUAGUCCACCUUCCAGAAAGAUCUUCAGGAAAGAUGAUCCCAUGUUGUUGCUAGGCGAGCCAUCCACAUCCCUCACCCUUCUGUCCCUGUCUUCCAUUUCCGAAUGUAAUUCCACCCGGUCCCUGCUGCGCUCAGACAGUGAUGAGAUUGUGGUGUAUGAAAUGCCUGUCAGCCCAGUGACAGUCAAGGCUCCCAUGCCAGCCAUUACCAACCCACUGGUCAAUGUCCAGAUCGAGAGGUUCAAACAAGACCCCAACCAGUCCCUGACUCCCACCCAUGUGACGCUCUCUUCCCACACCCAGCAAAGCGGGCACAGGCGCACACCUUCUGAUGGGGCCAUCAAAGGGAGUGGACUAGUUGUCAAUGGGUGUCCAACCAGUGGAUGCCCUUCCAGUAGCUGUUUAACUGGAGCACUGGGAGCAGGUGUAUUAAAAACACCUAGUCCAAGUAGAGAUCCCAGUGAGGUCCCUCGCCUGCCAGACCCCAACCUUGUUUUCCCUCCAGCCCCGAGACGAUGGAAUGCACAGCAGGACCCCACACUGGAAAGACCCAAGACACUGGAAUUCCUGCCUCGGCCACGUCCUGCAGCCGGUCGCCAGCGGCUUGAUCCCUGGUGGUUUGUAUCACCCAGCAAUACCAAGGGUGAAUCUUCUGCUAACAGUUCAAGUACUGAUACUCCAAGCAAUCUGGACUCCUGUUUUGCUAGUAGCAGCAGCACUGUAGAAGAGAGACCUGGACUGCCUGCACUGCUUCCUUUCCAGGUGGGUCUUCCUGUAGAGGAGCGGACACUGUUGGACAUAGAUGCUGAGGGGCAGAGCCAGGACAGCACCAUUCCGCUAUGCAGAAGUGAACUUAACUCACAAAAAGCUGCAGCAUAUGAACUCAAGCAAGAAUUCUGGUCCUAG